GACGGGGGAAAAUAAAGAGCAGCAAACAAGGAGGGUCUGGAAAGAGAGACGCCCAAGCAAAACCUGAGGGAAAGAAACAGCAUAACAAUAUAUUUCAAAGGAGGAUAUUAGCAAUUGAUUCAUAAUGCUGCUGUUCAUCCUCCUAGGAACUGCAUUGUCUGUGACUGGGGCUGUGUGCGAUGAGAUUGUGGUGGAGGUCGGCUCACUGGCAGUGCUGCCCUGCACGGUGGGGUCUCCGCCUCAGGCUGCCAUCAGUGUGCAGUGGGUCAAGACCAACGGCAGGAGCCAGAACACAGUGUGGAGGAUCCAGCAAAGCGGGCUGGAGUUUCGAGGGAUUGAGGCGGUGCGGAGGUCCUGGUGCCCCCACAACGACAUCAGAAAGGGGAGCUUCAAUCUGCACAUUGAGAGUGUGAGGCCUGAGGACGGGGGGGAGUACAUCUGCAUCGCCAUGCGCGGAAAGGAAGUCCAGAGGCACGUUCUCCGCGUGAUUCAAGUGUCUUUCACUCCGGCUGUCCCACUGGAAGGCAGCAGUGCAAAAGUGACUUGCAAUGUCACCCCCUGGCCUGAGGAGGCGAUUGUGAGCUGGAAGCUUAAUGGAAGACCACUCUCCCCGCAGCAAACACAGAGUACCAUGAAUAAGAUGGAGCAGAAGAUUACGAGCAUGUCUCCACGGGAGAUGGGAAAUUGGACAUGCGCCGUCAGGCUCGAGAAGAAGGACGGAGAAGCAACUCAGUACCUUUCUAUGAAAGGCAUUUCCCGCCCCCUGGAGGAGAUCACACAGGUGUAUGGUGCAGUUGGCUCCCCCAUUGUGCUCCCCUGUGUGUACACUGAAGAGCUGACUCCCCAGAACACUGGCUGGCAGUGGAAGCCGAAUGGGGCCAGAUCCUUUCAACCUGUCCCUCCGACGCUCCGGCCCUCGGCACCGUCCCCUCGCCCGCAGUGGGACCGUUCACUGCGGGUGGAGAGCGUGGCGGCGGGGGACGGCGGGACGUACCGGUGUUUUGGGGAGGUGGGGGGCAGGAGGCUCCAGAGGCAGCUGCUGCUGGUGACGGCUCAAGUUCGAAGCGCAGCCCCGGUCAAACCCAACGCACCCAUGACUCUGACCUGCGAGCUCAGUGAUGACACAGGAGUGACAGGAUAUGAGUGGGUGCAGGUGACAUACGAUUCCAACGGCACACAAAGCGUGACCCCGAAGCAACGGACAAAGACCCUGAGGAUUCCGAAAAUGACUGAGGAGCACUCCGGUGAAUGGGUGUGCCGUUACAGUGGGAAACAAGGAAUUCUGGGAAACGUCACAUACCAUUUCCAGGUUAUGAGUCAUUUAGAGGGAGAUAAACUGGAAGGAUCUUCAAGCAGAGGUGUCAUGGCAACUGGCCUUUGCUUUCUCGUCCUGCUGUUGCUGUUAAUCGCCCUCCAGGCGUACAGAAACCAUCGCAGGCGGAAAAUGGCUUUGCAGUACCCUGCCCUCGAAACCAUUGUUCACACCGCCUCCAACGCUCGAGAGAGGAAAGAAAGAGACAGAGCGAGAGAUAAAAGUGCAGGGCCAUCAAACACAAAUUGAAUGCGAUUCAAACCAGCA
Molecule: messenger RNA, 1579 nt
Organism: Anguilla rostrata (American eel)
Lineage: Eukaryota; Metazoa; Chordata; Actinopteri; Anguilliformes; Anguillidae
Product: hemicentin-1-like
Exons: 8
Coding region: 125-1561 (478 amino acids)
Source: RefSeq, a predicted model, not a curated record